AUGGAAGAUUUUGACUGGAUAUCAACAAUCAAAACCAACCUUUUACUUCUCCACAUUGGGGGAAUGUGGCCCAAAGGCGAAGGAACCCACAAAUUUAAUUUGUAUACCAUUUAUGCGAUUGCCCUUACUUUAACAUUUACUGUUUAUCAUUGCUUCGCUCAAGUCUUUAAUUUAUUUUUUAUCAAGGAUUUGAAAACAUUUACUGCCUCAAUUUUUGUGUCACUCACCCAGUCUAUGUCUAUAGUGAAAGCAUUUUACAUUUUGCUAAAUAUGGGAACCCUUAAAAGUACUCUCAAGAACUUACAAACAAAUGAAAUGUUUCAACCAAAAAAUUUAAAACAAAUCAAGAUGGUUCAGCCUAGUUUAAACGAGUGGACAAUGUUAUUUCGAAUGUUUUGGUUCAGUGGAUUUUUUGCGAUGUUUUUAUUAGCCCUCUUUCCCCGACUGGACGGCACUUAUAAAGAAUUUCGACUGCCCUUUGUAGCGUGGUAUCCAUACGACACUAAUUCUUCACCAUUCUACGAAAUUAUGUAUCUUCAUCAAGUUAUAAGUACUUAUACUGUUGGCGUUGUUGACAUGAGUGCAGAUACUCUGAUUGCUGCUUUAAAUAUGUAUAUUGGGACGCAAUGUGAUAUUCUUUGCGACAAUAUUAGAGACAUCGAUGGGCCGGUAGAAGAAAUGGAUGCAAAAUGGAGAAAGUGUUUCACACAUCAUAAGGAAAUUUUAAAGUUUGCCGAGCAUUGCCAAAAAUUCUUCAAUUGGAUUGUGCUUACACAGUUUUGUGCAAGUGUAAUAUCUAUAGGACUAACCAUGUUCCAGCUGACAGUGGUCGUUCCAUCGAGCAGUGAAUUCAUUAUGUUUAUUUUUUAUCUCGGCGCCAUUACAGUGGAAAUUUUUAUGUACUGCUGGUUUGGAAAUGAGGUCGAACUUAAGAGCAGUAAAAUACUCUACGCCACAUUUGAGGCCAACUGGGUUGAUGCUCCAAAAGAAGUCAAAAGAAGCAUAUUAAUUUUUGCUAUCAGAUGUGAGAAACCCAUUAAAAUGUCAUCACUGAAUCUUUUUUACUUGACUUUGGAAACGUUUAAGACGAUUCUUCGAACUUCUUGGUCGUAUUUUGCUGUACUUCGUCAAGUGAAUGCCACAGAAUAAUUAAUUAAUUGCACAUAAAUAUUAGUAAACAAAUUUAAUAAAUCGAAACAAUUUUA
Molecule: messenger RNA, 1205 nt
Organism: Tribolium madens (black flour beetle)
Lineage: Eukaryota; Metazoa; Arthropoda; Insecta; Coleoptera; Tenebrionidae
Product: odorant receptor Or1-like
Exons: 5
Coding region: 1-1149 (382 amino acids)
Biological process (GO): sensory perception of smell; detection of chemical stimulus involved in sensory perception of smell
Cellular component (GO): plasma membrane
Molecular function (GO): odorant binding; olfactory receptor activity
Source: RefSeq, a predicted model, not a curated record